Giardia duodenalis is the source of this 1986-nucleotide messenger RNA. RefSeq lists its product as uncharacterized. Gene Ontology annotation, cellular component: BBSome; axoneme; centrosome. Gene Ontology annotation, molecular function: patched binding; smoothened binding. Bases 1 to 1986 code for a protein of 661 amino acids. Gene Ontology annotation, biological process: protein localization to cilium; non-motile cilium assembly. The record is from RefSeq and is a predicted model, not a curated record. The transcript has a single exon. NCBI's taxonomy places the organism in Eukaryota, Fornicata, Diplomonadida, Hexamitidae.
AUGUUUUUUGAAGGGCCUGAGGAGGUGGGAACGCUGCCAUCCUCUGAUGCCGUGGACCUCCUGCCUAUUGAUCUUGAUGGCUCUGGUGCCUACUCUGUGGCGGUAAUUGCUGGCCGGCAACUUUUAUUAUGGCGUGCAAAACCUCGUCUGGCUCCUGGAUUUAGUGACCAAACUCUCACUUAUGAUCUCCUAGAAGAUCCUGUUACUCUUGCAGUCAUUUCUCUGCCUAACAUGACUCCAUCACGUGAGUUUGUGGCGAUUAUUUUUCGAACCCAUGUGACAGUAGUCGGCUUGCUUUCUGCCGACAGCACGUCUCUCUCGUCCAUCUUCUACCUUCCUCUUACAAGCUCUUUAAGCAGGGAUAAUAGGGAAGUCUCUAUCUUGCGCAGAUAUUGUGCUAUGGAUAUAACUUCAGCAGAAGCAGCGGAGCUUCUCAGAACUUUGUCGCAAGAGCUCCAUCAAGAAAGAAAGACCCUUUCAGAGUUAAGCCAGCGCUUCUUAUCCCUGCCAGACCCCUCCCCAGCAGAUUCAAAGGCAGAACAAUAUCCUUUGCAAACAGGACUCUUUCAAUCCACGGGGGCUGCUGUAAGCAAUCGCGCGCGCUUACUUGAUAAUUACACACUUGAUAGCCUGACAACAGUGCAUGACGAAAUAACUUGUAUAGGGACUCUGACCAUUGACGCUUUCGAUUCUGACAAUGGUCCAUCUGGCAAGGUCUUAGUAGUAGGCACCAUGUGCUGCUUUAUCUACGUGUAUUCGCCCGGGUUUACUCAAGUGCUAGUAACGAUCCGGCUUCCUGAACGCCCCAGAAGCAUCCAGAUUGAAGGUCAUGCAUCCAAGGUGACUGCCCUCGACGAGCCCACUUGGCGUGGCACGAUACUUGCAGGUCAUGGCUCCAUCUAUACGUUACGCGGUAGCUCACUGGCUAAAAACGUUAUUAGCUUUGGCUCUAUCCUUCGCUUUGUGCACAGAAUAAACCGUGCAAUCUUCGCCGUGACUGUUGGUAAUAAAACUAAUGAUCUGUUGCGCCUCUCUGCGAAGGGAAAACUAGACUUUGUUUAUGCAUUGCCCUGUACGGUCACCCAUCUUUCUGCAGUCCACGUGGAUCUUGGCCGACCUUUCCUUGGCUUCGCCCUCGCGCUUUCUAGUGGUGCUGUCGCCUUUGUUGCGGAAACUGGUGUAACUACCAUCGUUCGGGUGCAAUCAGAUCUUGAAUCAAUGAACCAACUAUCGGCAGGCUUGUCCUUUAAGGCAUUUUGCUUCUCACGGCUGCUAAGUCUUGAUGCCCACAGGUCUAGCUCUUUAAGUACUGGCAUGGAUGUUACGCGGAGAUUGUUUGGUGUUUUCUACGUCCGUCAAGCAGCAAACAAGCUACUGCAUCUUCCACUGGCACCCAAUACUGACCUGAACAAGAGCUCUCCCGAUGAUGGUAGAUUAGCUCUUCAGGAUCAUCCGCUAGAUGUUGAACAGCUGGGGAACAAAGCUCUGUCUCUACAAGACAAAGUUCUUCCCCUCGCUGACCAGCAGGAGAUGUUCAAGUCCUUCAUUUCCUCUAGAGCAUACGCUAAGGCAAUGGUUCAAGCGACCUUGUUGGCAAUGGCACAGGAUGAGCAGGAUCCCUCUGCAACAGUGACGGCAUCGACUCUCCAAGCAGUCACAUCUGUUGAGCUUGCGGGCUUAAAUGCCUCAUUGACUGUAACGGUGUGUAAUGCAUCUUCUGAAAUUACCCUGGGGGCGAUGCUCAUAGUGAACAGCGCCGCGUCACCCCUCAAGCUGAGGGUUUGCCAGGCACGCAUACCGCCCCUUCCUCCGGGCGCGACAGUUCACAGGCACUUUGCAUUUACUGUCGACGAAGCCCUUCUAGGAACCAUCAUUCCUGCCCAUAACAUAACAGUGCUGCUUACCAAGCCAACGGGAAAGCGGCAUGAAGCUGGCAACAAUCUUUUGCAGGAGAUCUCAGCACACAUACCAGAGCUUCGACUUUAG